GCGCUAACCGGCACCAUGAACCGCAAGAAGAAGCCUUUCCUGGGCAUGCCGGCCCCGCUGGGCUACGUGCCGGGUUUGGGCCGAGGAGCUACUGGUUUUACCACCCGUUCAGAUAUUGGUCCCGCCCGGGAUGCUAAUGACCCUGUGGAUGAUCGGCAUGCUCCCCCGGGGAAGAGAACGGUUGGGGAUCAGAUGAAGAAAAACCAGACAGCUGAUGACGAUGAUGAAGAUCUGAAUGAUACAAAUUAUGAUGAGAGAAAACUGGCUGAAGUUACAGAAGAAGAAUGGCUAAGUAUUCCUGAAGUUGGCGAUGCCAGGAACAAGCGCCAGAGGAAUCCACGUUACGAAAAACUGACACCCGUUCCGGACAGUUUCUUUGCGAAGCACUUGCAGUCAGGAGAGAAUCACACAUCGGUGGACCCCCGGCAGACGCAAUUUGGCGGUCUGAAUACCCCUUACCCAGGGGGCUUAAAUACGCCUUACCCAGGUGGAAUGACCCCAGGAUUGAUGACUCCUGGCACAGGGGAGCUAGAUAUGAGGAAGAUUGGACAAGCCAGGAACACCUUGAUGGAUAUGCGUCUCAGCCAGGUCUCCGACUCGGUGAGCGGCCAAACAGUGGUGGAUCCCAAAGGGUACCUCACGGAUUUAAACUCCAUGAUUCCCACACAUGGUGGAGACAUCAACGACAUCAAGAAAGCGCGCUUGCUUCUGAAGUCCGUGCGCGAGACGAACCCUCACCACCCGCCAGCCUGGAUCGCUUCGGCACGCUUGGAAGAGGUGACAGGGAAGCUGCAGGUUGCUCGAAAUCUCAUCAUGAAAGGGACCGAAAUGUGUCCGAAGAGCGAAGACGUUUGGCUGGAGGCUGCCCGCUUGCAGCCUGGAGACACCGCCAAGGCUGUGGUGGCCCAGGCGGUCCGUCACCUUCCCCAGUCGGUCCGGAUUUAUAUCAGAGCCGCCGAGUUGGAGACGGAUAUCCGAGCCAAGAAGAGAGUCCUUCGGAAAGCACUGGAGCAUGUUCCAAAUUCAGUCCGCUUAUGGAAGGCAGCGGUUGAAUUAGAAGAACCCGAGGACGCCAGGAUAAUGUUGAGCCGGGCAGUGGAAUGCUGCCCCACCAGUGUGGAACUGUGGCUGGCCCUGGCGAGACUCGAAACCUAUGAGAACGCCCGUAAGGUCUUAAACAAAGCCCGCGAGAACAUUCCAACGGACCGGCACAUCUGGAUUACAGCUGCCAAGCUCGAGGAGGCCAACGGGAACACGCAGAUGGUGGAGAAGAUCAUCGACCGAGCCAUCACCUCUUUGAGGGCCAAUGGAGUGGAAAUCAACCGGGAACAGUGGAUCCAGGACGCUGAAGAAUGCGAUAAAGCUGGAAGCGUGGCCACGUGCCAAGCUAUCAUGAGAGCAGUCAUUGGAAUUGGGAUUGAAGAGGAGGACCGCAAACACACCUGGAUGGAAGAUGCCGAUAGUUGUGUGGCCCACAACGCCUUGGAGUGCGCCAGGGCAAUUUACGCUUACGCCCUGCAGGUCUUCCCCAGCAAGAAGAGUGUCUGGCUACGAGCAGCCUAUUUUGAAAAGAAUCACGGAACGAGGGAAUCCUUGGAGGCUCUUUUGCAAAGGGCGGUGGCUCACUGCCCCAAGGCUGAAGUCUUGUGGCUCAUGGGGGCAAAAUCCAAAUGGCUGGCUGGCGAUGUCCCUGCAGCCAGGAGUAUCCUGGCCUUGGCUUUCCAGGCCAAUCCCAACAGCGAAGAGAUUUGGCUGGCGGCCGUGAAGUUGGAAUCCGAAAACAACGAAUACGAACGAGCGAGGCGCUUGUUGGCCAAGGCCCGUAGCAGCGCCCCCACGGCGAGGGUCUUCAUGAAGUCUGUCAAACUCGAGUGGGUGCUUGGGAACAUCGCUGCAGCCCAGGAGCUCUGCGAGGAAGCCCUGAAGCAUUACGAAGACUUCCCCAAACUCUGGAUGAUGAAAGGGCAGAUAGAAGAGCAGGAGGAGCUGAUGGAGAACGCCCGGGAUGCCUACAAUCAAGGGCUGAAAAAAUGCCCCGGUUCAAUCCCCCUUUGGCUGCUGCUGUCCAGACUGGAGGAGAAGGUUGGCCAGCUCACCCGGGCGAGAGCCAUCUUGGAGAAAUCUCGCCUGAAGAAUCCCAAGAACCAAGAUUUGUGGUUGGAAUCGGUACGCUUGGAGUACCGAGCUGGGCUGAAGAACAUCGCAAACACUUUGAUGGCAAAAGCCCUGCAGGAGUGUCCCAAUUCAGGAAUUCUGUGGUCGGAAGCCAUCUUUUUAGAGGCCAGACCUCAACGGAAGACCAAGAGCGUGGACGCCCUGAAGAAGUGUGAACACGAUCCCCAUGUCCUCCUGGCAGUGGCCAAGUUGUUCUGGAGCGAACGCAAAAUAACCAAGGCCCGGGAGUGGUUCCAUCGGACCGUGAAGAUCGAUUCUGACCUGGGGGACGCUUGGGCUUUCUUUUAUAAAUUUGAGCUUCAGCACGGCACCGAGGAACAGCAGGAAGAGGUGAGGAAGCGUUGCGAAAACUCCGAGCCGCGGCACGGCGAGCUGUGGUGUGAGGUGUCCAAGGACAUCAGCAACUGGCAGAGGAAGAUCGGCGAGAUCCUGAUCCUGGUGGCAGCCAAGAUCAAGAACACGUUCUAGAACAGGAGAGCCCUGGAAUCAAAGGGGGGAACCUUGAGUUGGACUCUCCUUGGCGUCUCCCUCGUGCUCAGAGCAUUGGGAGAAAGAGAGAGAGAGAGAGAGCGCUGGGUAGCAUAUUUGUUUGACAAGCCAGGCCAUCCUGGCCCCUUCCUGACAGCUGUCAGUCACAAGGACAAUGAACUGUGCAGGAGAUGUUUUGUAUAGCAGCUUCGCCAUUCUGAAGUGCAAACAGCCAGCUGACAGGCAGAUGUUUCCUCUGCUGUCCAAAGUCUCCUGAUGUUUGUUUUCUCCCCAGUUUUCUUGAGAAGCUUCUGGCUGGUGGGCCCUCCUCUUAUGGGCCCAUCACUUUCUGAUAUUUCUGCUUGCCUUCCUAAAUUUAUCUAUCUCCUCCUCCUCCUCCUCAAAUAUCUGGCGAUUUAAAGAGCGCCCGUCUUUUAUUUUUCUAUCGGAAAACCUGCAAGUGAUUUAAACCCCCCCCCCUUUUCCGCCGCAUUCAAUCGGCACCCUCAACUAGGAAUUUUUAUCUUUGGCAAGGGGACCAAGAACGAAGUCAGAAAAAGCCCACCAGACCGGUUGAGAAACACUGGGUUAGAAAGCUACACAUCAUUUUAAAAUCUUGUUGGGAAACCCGAGCAUAGAAACAGGCAAGGGAGAAACGGGCAAGGUUGCCGCAGGUAAAACUGGCUAAGACAGAAUCUCGUUAUGAAAUGCUUUUGAAAAAAUUAAAAUUAAAAUAAGGUACUGUUCUCACAGGUUCCUCCCCCCUUCCUUUUUCUCACUCUGCAUGUUUUUUGUUUGUUUGUUUCCUCUUUAGGAUUUUAAACAACUGUGCUUUCAGCUCAGUAGAAGAAUGAUACCAAAAUAACAGGAAGGAAUCAGUGAGUGUGUGGGGGAAAAAAAAUGUGUUUAAGCAACGGGUUAUUUCAUAAAAGGGCAGACAGACAUAAAGAGAGAAUGCUGUAUGAAAGGAGAAGCUUAUUCGUGGAAGGAAAGGGAUAUACUCACAGGUUCCCCGCUGUAGUAGUGUUGAAAACAUGGCCUAAAUGAACUCUGUUUAAAUUGUCAUCCCUCUCCUAGCAAUAGUUUCUGAUCUAGUAUGUUUGAAAUAUUUCCUUUUUUUAUUUUAUUAUUAAGAAAACACAUUCCUGGUUUAACUCUUCCCUCCUGGAGUCCCCUUCCAGAUCCAAUUCCCAGUCCAUUCAGGAAGAUUGUUUUUGUGUAUUAAAAUAUA
Protobothrops mucrosquamatus (brown spotted pit viper) is the source of this 3874-nucleotide messenger RNA. It is a transcript of the gene PRPF6, whose product is annotated as pre-mRNA processing factor 6. Gene Ontology annotation, biological process: spliceosomal tri-snRNP complex assembly; mRNA splicing, via spliceosome. The record is from RefSeq and is a predicted model, not a curated record. NCBI's taxonomy places the organism in Eukaryota, Metazoa, Chordata, Lepidosauria, Squamata, Viperidae. The transcript has 20 exons. Bases 16 to 2643 code for a protein of 875 amino acids. Gene Ontology annotation, cellular component: U4/U6 x U5 tri-snRNP complex; catalytic step 2 spliceosome. Gene Ontology annotation, molecular function: protein binding.